AGGUGAAGGAUUGUAUCUGCUUCAUAUCAAUGCUUUCUUGAUGUGCCAACAUAUACAGAGAUAUUAGUGGUUGCAAGCAAAUAGAGAGAGAGUGAGAGAGAGAUGAUUGAUCGAAAUUCAAGUCCAAAACCAAAUAGGAAAAUCAGAUAAAGUCCUGAGGGAAGAUUAGGACUUGAACAGCUUCACUGGUUUAGCAGGAAGGUAUACUAGCAGCAAUUAUCAAAGUGUUUCUGUUAUAGUGUGUGCUGCACAUCCGCACUAGGUGUGGACUGUGAAUAGAGAUGUGAAUAGAAAAGAGAAAAGUAUGUCAUAUGACAAGGAUGUCAUAGGAAAAUAAAAGAAAUAUAAGAAGAUAAAGUUGAUGGAAAUCAUAUGGAAAAAAAAUUGGUGUGAAUAUAUAAAAGUUGAAAAUAUAUUUAUGUGUGGGGUGUGCGUAUGUAUGUAUGUCUGUAUGAUCAAUCAGUGUUAUUUAAGGGUUAGUCACAUAAAUUAAAAAAAAUAAUUAAUGUUUUUUUAUGUGAUGAUGUCAGACACUACAUUAAAAUUGAAGCCUGCUUGUCCUUGGUGCUGUUGUAAUCCCCAUUUCCCCUUAAUACUUGAUUCCAUUUGUCGUUUCACUUGGAGAGACAUAUACAACUUGUGUAAUGUUUACUUGCUCAAGUUUCAUCAUUAUUGAUUUGAUUGGAGAUAUCAGAUAUAUAAUAUUGAGUAGUCCAUUUUACUCCCAUAAACAUGUUAGCUGUGUAAACAAUCAAAUUAAUAAUUCAAAAUGAUUGAGAUUCUUAGCUGUGUAUUUUUUUAAUCAAAUUAUACAUUCUGGGGACUAGGUUAAUUGAUCAUGAUGGACUAAUUUAAUGAGCAAAAUGUCAUUCAGGGGAUCUACUUUUACUAUAAAUUUCAUUCUUCAAAGAACAAGAUCUUAUGGCUCAGUCUCAGUUUUCCUGCUUCCCACAAUUGUCUUGCACUCUCUGUUGCUCCCUUUAUUCACUUGAUUAGCUUUAUGGAGGUGUCAAAGCUGUUAGCAGUUUUGGCACUCUUUCUCCUUUCUCUCAUCACCAAAAUUUUCAAACUCAGAAAGCAUCCAAACCUGCAUCAUCUUCCUCCUGGAACCACAGGAUGGCCUAUUGUUGGAGAAACAUUUGAGUUUCGAAGAAGAAGUAUUGAGGGCAGCAUAUCAAGGUUCAUACAAGAUAGAAUGCUCAAAUAUGACUCAAGGGUGUUCAAGACUUCACUGAUUGGAAACCUUAUUGCUGUGUUUUGUGGGCCAGCUGGGAACAAGUUCUUGUUCAGCAAUGAAAACAAGAAUGUCCAAGUGUGGUGGCCAAGCUCAGUGAGGAAGCUGUUAAGGCAGUCUCUGGUUAAUAAGGUUGGUGACGAAGCAAAGUUGACAAAGAAGUUGCUCUUGAGCUUUCUCAAUGCAGAAGCACUCAGAAAUUUCGUGCCAAAAAUGGAUACUGUUGCUCAGCAACAUAUAAAGACUCACUGGGAGGGGAAGGAGCAGGUGCUUGUGUAUACCAUAAUACAGCGGUACACGUUUGAUUUGGCUUGUAGCUUAUUUUUAAGCAUUGAAGACAGCCAGGUACCAAAUCUUUAUUCAACAUUUGAUGAGUUUCUGAAAGGGAUCAUUACAUUCUCCAUUAACUUACCUGGAACAAAGUUUCAUCGGGCAAUGAAAGCUGCAAACGCAAUAACGAAAGAAAUUAAACUGAUUAUUAAGAAAAGGAAAGUGGACUUGGAAGAAAAGAGGGUGUCACCUACCCAAGACCUUUUAUCAAAUUUGCUUGUUACAUCAGAUACCAAUGGAAGGUUUUUGACUGAAAUGGAGAUUAGUGAUAACAUACUAAUGUUGCUUUUUGCUGGUCAUGAUACUUCUAGAUCAGUGUUAUCAUCAGUCAUUAAGUAUCUUGGACAGUUACCUGAAGUUUAUGAACAUGUGUUGAAAGAACAACUUGAAAUUAGCCAAGGGAAGGAGGAAGGUGAGUUGCUGCAAUGGGAGGAUGUUCAGAAAAUGAAGUACACUUGGAAUGUUGUAUCUGAAGUUAUGAGGCUGUCGCCACCCGUGAGAGGUGCUUUCAGAGAAGCCUUAAAGGAUUUCACCUAUGCUGAUUAUAACAUCCCUAAAGGGUGGAAGUUGCUUUGGAACACUGGUUCAUCAUACAAGGAUCCAAAACUUUUCUCGAAUCCUGAAAAAUUUGAUCCUUCAAGGUUUGAAGGAGAAGGGCCUUCACCCUUUUCAUACGUUCCAUUUGGAGGAGGACCUAGAAUGUGUUUGGGGCAAGAGUUUGCUAGGCUAAAGAUACUUGUGUUUAUGCAUAAUAUAAUCAAGCGUUACAAGUGGGAUUUAGUGUUUCCGGAUGAGAAGUUCAAGUAUGAUCCCUUGCUAGAACCAGAAAAAGGACUCCCAAUCCGACUUCAACCUUCUCCAUACACAUAAUACAUUGAUUAGAAGCUUUAUUUCUAAGUUCUCACUUUAUAUUAAUCUGUUUCAUUUGCUUAUCAAUACUUUAAUAUUCAGCUUAUCCUCAUGUGAAGAAUUGUAUCUGCUUCACACACACGUCUAUAUAUAUAUAUAUAUAUAUAUAUAUAUAUGUGUGUGUGCUUUCUUGAUGCCAACAUAUACAGAGAUCUUUGAGGGUGCAAGAAAAUAGAGAGAUGAGUGAUUGAAAUCCAAAACCAAAUAAGAAGAUCAGAUAAAGUCCUGAGAUCUUUCUGUUGUAUUGUGUGUGCACAGUGUGGUGUGAAUUUGAUUGGUUGUAAUUGUUAUUCGUUAAAUUUGUUUCGAGCCGUUUAGCAAUGCUCUUUAUCAUAUUAAACAA
Molecule: messenger RNA, 2816 nt
Organism: Lotus japonicus
Lineage: Eukaryota; Viridiplantae; Streptophyta; Magnoliopsida; Fabales; Fabaceae
Product: beta-amyrin 28-monooxygenase-like
Exons: 4
Coding region: 1001-2434 (477 amino acids)
Biological process (GO): sterol metabolic process
Molecular function (GO): monooxygenase activity; iron ion binding; oxidoreductase activity, acting on paired donors, with incorporation or reduction of molecular oxygen
Source: RefSeq, a predicted model, not a curated record